AUGGCAUUUAAUAAUAGUAAACUGUUUAAUCUCAUAUUCAAAGGAGCAACCAGCAUGAAUACGACUGCGGAUAUUGACGGAAUGAAAGAAGUUCAUCAUCUUCAAAUACUGAUUCAUGCUUCCUUCUCGGUUGUGGCUUCCCUGAAUCUAUUUAUUAUGCGAUGUUGUACACAUAUACGUUAUUAUAACUACAGGACUAUGCUUCGUUAUCCUAUACACACAUUUAAGUGGACCAUCUUUCUAUUACUUCUGAUGGUAUCAAUGUUUGGACUGGCUGAAGGAUUUCUCACGGAUAUUUCAAGAUAUGGAAGCACUAAACCACUUGUGUACGUACCACAAAUAAUGACGUUAAUCAGUGUAUUGAUCAGCAUGGUGUAUUACCACCACAUGGAAUACUGGAAUCGACCUCACCUUGUGUGGUUGCUGUUAUUGUACUGGAUCAUGGCUAUCAUUGGUCAAGUUAUGGAAAUGCUCAGAUUGACACAUUAUAUUGGUGCUGAUGUUACUAUUGUACGACUGGAUGUCGGUUUCAUCACGGCCCUAUUGUAUGCAAUUUGUCUGGCCUCAGAAAUAAAUACUAUUCGAUGCAAGAUUUUCAGCGACUAUCAAGAACAAGCAAUUCCACCAGAUUUUUUAAAGACGAAUCUGUACUAUACGACGUCCUAUACAAACAUUAUAUCCUGCAUAAUUAACUGGUGGGUAAAUUGGUUAGUGUUGCUGUCUCACAAAAGAACACUUGAUCUAUCGGACUUGGGUUGUUUGCCAGAGAGGUUCGAAAGUAAACACAUAGUAAAAACAUUUGACACCGCGUACAAAUAUGAACAGAAAAGCCCAUAUGUUACAGUUGAUGAAUUUUGUAAUAACGGAUUCGUCCUUCUCUUGAUAAUCUGCUUAAGUACUAUUCUAAAAGCGACUGCGGCAACGGCUUUAUAUAGUAUAUCUGCUGAUGUGGGAGUAUGCAUACGAAAUGCACUCCAGGUGCGAGUAUAUAACAAGGCAUUACGGUUACCGUCGAUGGCCACUGAAGACUCAUCUCUUGGACAAACUAUUAAUCACAUGUCGGUUGAUGGUAUUGCAAUCCAAUGGUUCUUUUUGUAUGUUACUCUUAUGAUAUUUAACCCUGUCAAGGUAAUCUUCGUAUGUAUUCUGCUCUUCUGGAAAGUGGGAAUGGCUGGUCUCAUUGGUGUGUGUGUGGUUCUCCUAACAUUGCCUGUCUUGUUCCGUCUCGGUGAAAUGCAGAGAAAAUCGCAACUGAUGAGUCUGCUUCAUUCUGACCGUCGUUUGAAGAAAAAUAAUGAAUGGUUACAAGGAAUUAAGUUAUUGAAACUCAAUGGAUGGGAGCAAUUAUUUGCUACCGGUAUUAAAAAUGAAAGGAAUAAAGAAAUGAAGCAUAAGCUUAAAAUAUUUGUAGUGUAUUCGCUGCUCAACGAUGCACCUUUAACACCAGAUACAGUAUUCUCAACACUUGCCUUAACAACUCUGCUUUAUCAGCCACUUCUUACGCUGCCUACUUUGGCUAAAUACCUUGUGGAAGCAUUGUCCAGUACAACAAGAAUUGAGCAUUUCUUAUCUUUGAAAGAAUUUAACCAACAUCCAAUGGUAUGCAAUAGUGAAGAUGGCUUUGUGAAUGAAAAGUUUGAGAUGAAUGAUGGUAAACGUACCAAUAGUACAUCGUUAUACACCACUGAUGUCUCAGCUAUGCAGUCAAUUGACAGUUAUGUUUUGGGUCAUCUCGUACAAGAUCACAUUUCACUUGAAAUCAAAAAUGGGUUCUUUUCCUGGGAGAAUAAUCAGGCUGCAGAUUUAGUUAAUAUUAAUAUUAAAUUUCGUACAGGUACACUCACGAUGAUAAUUGGGUCAAUUGGUUCUGGGAAAUCAUCUAUUAUUUCAGCAUUACUCGGGGAAAUGUAUACAAUUUCUGGAACUGUCUUAUCAGCGAAAUAUUCUCGCAUGGCCUACGCUGCCCAGAAACCAUGGUUACAAAAUGCUUCAAUAAAAGAUAAUAUUGUGUUCGGGGAAAGGUUCAAUUCUAAUAGGUAUAAUGCUGUUGUUGGCGCAUGCGCACUAAAUGACGAUCUCCACAAUCUGCCUGGAGGGGACAUGACAGAAAUCGGCGAAAACGGAAUAAACUUGAGUGGAGGGCAGAAACAACGAAUCAGUGUGGCAAGAGCGCUGUACAGUAUGUCAGAUAUAGUUUUACUGGACGAUCCGUUAUCGGCACUCGACGCACACGUUGGUGAACACGUGAUGGAAAAGGCGAUAUUUGAUUUUCUACGCAAAGAGGACCGUACAGUCAUCUUGGUAACUCAUCAAAUUCAACAUUUGGAAUAUGCAGAUGAGAUUGUAUUUAUGGAAAAUGGUAAGAUAUCACACAAAGGCAAUUUGGCUGAAAUACGGGAGACAAAUAAGGAGCUAUAUCGCCAGUGGGAAAUGAUGGUAUCCACUAUUUCCGACUCUGAAGGUGAUAAUGACAAUAACUGUGGAUUGGAAACCACACAAAAAUGUGUAUCCAAAGAAUCGUUGCAGAAACUGACAAAGAAAGAAGGCACUACUCUGAUAUCUGAAGAAAAACGCAACAUAGGUACCAUAUCCCGGGACGUCAUUUUCUCAUAUGCACGUGCUAUAAAGUUACCGCUAGUUGGUGUGCUUUUGAUAUUAUUUCUGUUACAAAUUGCUGCUAAUGUUGCUAGUAAUUUGUGGUUAUCUACAUGGUCACACUCUGAACAGGAAUCUGCUAAUACAACUGUGAAAAUAUGGAUGUCUCUCAACGGGUUGCUGGCUCUUUUUGUCCAACUUGCUACUGUGAUAUUAGUAAAUGCAAUUAUUUCGCCUUAUUUUAUCCUGCUCAUGAUACCCAUCGCAUUGGUGACAGCUGUGAGCAUCGACUAUGGUGUUGGACUUCCAAGGGAUCUUAAGAGAAUGGAUAGUAUCACGUUAUCACCAGUUCUUGCACAGUUCACUGAAACGUUUGUAGGAUUACCAACUAUAAGGGCAUAUAGAGCGGAGAAAAGAUUUCAAAAAUGUAUGCUCAAUAAAUUAGACAAGAACACGUUAUGUCAACUUUACUACGCAAGGUCAUUACAAUGGAUUGGGUGGAGAUUUAGUAUAAUUGGUAUGUUUCUAGUAUUAGUAAUUGGAAUGGGAGCAUUGCUAAUUUCUGUUUAUGGAAAUUUUAAACCGAGUGAAAUGGGAUUAUCCAUCACCAUCGGCUUAAUAGGAUCGCAGUUUUUAGGUGCACUGAUGCCGUAUAUGGUAGAUAUCACAAGCUAUGUUAAUGGGGUUGAACGUGUUGUUCAAUACACACAUCUUGCUACUGAGAAUUAUCAAGGGUUUAUUACUCCACCGGGUAAUUGGCCAUAUAAUGGGACCAUUUCUAUAACAAAUAUGUCAGCUCGGUACAGCGACUGUUCACUCGCUGUGUUGAAAAACGUGAACGUUCGAAUUCCAGCACAUGCUAAGGUUGGUAUAUGUGGUCGUACGGGCUGUGGAAAAUCCUCGCUCACCCUAGCAUUACUAAGAAUGAUUGACGUUUUCAAAGGUCGAAUUACUAUUGAUGGUAUUGAUAUAGCGGAAGUGCCUUUGCUGACACUUCGUAGCAGAUUAUCCAUUAUUCCACAGGAUCCUGUUUUGUUUUGUGGAACUAUUCGAUUUAAUUUAGACCCCGAUAAUAAAUAUAGUAGUGUGGAUUUAUGGAACGCUCUUGAGAUUGCCCAGUUGAAGGAGUGCGUCCGUACAAUGGAUGGACAAUUAGAUGCUAUGGUUACUGAAGGUGGAGAUAAUUUUAGCACUGGACAAAUUCAGUUAUUUUGUUUGGCAAGAGCAUUUUUACGUGAAAGUAAAAUUCUCAUCAUGGACGAAGCCACAUCUUCUGUUGACUACAAAACGGAUGUUAUUUUGCAAAACGUAAUCAGUGAAGCUUUUGCGGAUAAAACAGUCCUGACUAUUGCUCACCGUGUAACCACUAUUUUAAACUCAGACAUUGUAUUGGUACUGAGUGAUGGUAAACUGUUAGAAUAUGAUACCCCAUCCAAUUUACUGGCAAAGAAUGACAGUAUGUUUGCAUCAUUAGUGAACAAAACUACAAACAUAUAA
Messenger RNA from Saccoglossus kowalevskii, 4092 nucleotides. RefSeq names its product ATP-binding cassette sub-family C member 8-like. Gene Ontology annotation, molecular function: ATP hydrolysis activity; ABC-type transporter activity; ATP binding. NCBI's taxonomy places the organism in Eukaryota, Metazoa, Hemichordata, Enteropneusta, Harrimaniidae. Gene Ontology annotation, biological process: transmembrane transport. Gene Ontology annotation, cellular component: membrane. The record is from RefSeq and is a predicted model, not a curated record.